Mugil cephalus (flathead mullet) is the source of this 2619-nucleotide messenger RNA. RefSeq names its product transmembrane protein 129, E3 ubiquitin protein ligase (gene tmem129). The record is from RefSeq and is a predicted model, not a curated record. Gene Ontology annotation, biological process: protein ubiquitination. The coding region runs from base 60 to 1181 and encodes 373 amino acids. Gene Ontology annotation, molecular function: ubiquitin protein ligase activity. Lineage: Eukaryota; Metazoa; Chordata; Actinopteri; Mugiliformes; Mugilidae. The transcript is spliced from 7 exons. Gene Ontology annotation, cellular component: membrane; endoplasmic reticulum.
GUCGACGUAUGAGGAAGUAGAUAGACUCGCAUUAUUAUUGUUGUGGACACACUGGAAUUAUGCAGACCCCGGAAUUAUCUUUCACGUUGACUUAUGUUGUUUUCGCUCUCUGCUUCGUGUUCACGCCCAACGAGUUCCGUUCAGCGGGUUUAACCAUCCAGAAUUUGUUUUCGUCGUGGCUGGGAAGUGAGGAUGUGGGCUUUAUCCAGUACCACGUCAGGAGGACCAGCAUUACUGCACUCGUCCACUCCGCACUGCCUCUAGGUUAUUUCAUCGGGCUGUUUAUCGCGUCGCCAGAGAUAAACCUUGAAUACAUUCAUCAGGUGAGUGGCAGCUGGAGAGCACUUCUCCUCCUCUCUCUCUGCCUCCAGUUAAGCAGCUGGAUCCUCGUCAUUUACUGGUCCCGUUGUCACUGGUACAAUCAUCCCAUCAGUCGCACACUGCAGGCCCACGUACAGGCUUCUAACUCCAGCUGGGGCUCUGUGGCAGCGAACCUCAAUGUGGAGUUCAGACGCAUAGAUAAGUUUGCAGCAGGACCCCCUGAGGCCAGAGUUGUUGUUACUGACAGCUGGGUGUUAAAGGUGACCACCUACCACGUCCAUAUGGCCUUACAGAGUCAGUGCAGCGUGACAGUGACAGGGUCCAGACAGCACCAUCUGAAUCCAGAUUCAGCCUCCCCUUCAGAGAUCUUGACGUUGAGAGUGGACAGCGUCAACCCUGCUGUCAGACCAUUCAGUAUCAGGCUCAACUCUACAGAGUAUGCAGAGUUCAGGGAGAAGCUCCAAGGUCCCAUAAUAAACUCGCAUAAUGUAGUGAUCCACCUGACAAUGAGCGAACUUUUCCUCGAAACAUUCAAAGCUCAAGUGGACCUCAAUCCGAUAUACACACUCCCCAGUGGACAGGAGAUUGAGCCCUGUAUUGGAUGUAUGCAAGUUCCAGCAAACACUAAACUGUUGAGACUUUGCCACACAGCAGGAGGUGACGGUGAGUCGGAGUGCCAGCAGUGUUUCUGCAGACCAAUGUGGUGCCUGUCGUGCCUUGGUCGAUGGUUCGCCAGCCGCCAGGACCAGCAAAGACCUGAGACCUGGCUGUCCAGUAGAGUACCCUGCCCCACCUGUAGAGCCAAGUUCUGUAUACUGGACGUCUGUGUGGUCCAUGGACAAGACACACACACUGAUUGAAAUCGACUUUUCAGCUCAGAAUUAUCUGGAGGUGUAUUCCUAAGCAGCAUUCGGUAACGGACCUCUGAACGAGGCAUGGAUCCGACACUGGACCUAACUUAUUUGUACACCUGUUUAUUGUGUUUUAUUAGCAGGGCGUGAAGGCGUAACCCUGAGUCUGGUAAACAUUUGACUCAAUAAGCACAAUGUGAGAUUUACUCUGAAGAUUUGGGUGAUUGGUAUUUGCAUUUUAUCCAGUAUCAGGUUAUAGGAUUUACAGAUUUGCUCGGCAACAAAUGCUGACGACGAGGUGAAAUGAACGGUACUGAAUUUCUUGUAACCCCAGUAGCCAUAGUACAUGUCUGGGCUGCAUAGAAAGUGAACUGUCUGUUGUUAUAGUCAGCAUUUUGAAUGUGGGAGCAAUGGGCAGUGCAAUUAAACAGUGUCAGCAUGUGUAUAUGACAAAACUAUGCCUAUGCCCAUACCUCUAUAGGUACAUUUUUUACAAUGCAAUUAUUCCUCUGAAUUUUGAGGUUAUUUUUAAUCAGAAACUCUGAUCACCAGAGAAGAUGAAUUCACAUUAACUUAACUUUAUAGAUAGUUUAUCAGAAGAAAAUAAUCAUCUAAAUUAUUCUUAUUUAUUUGAAUCUGAAAAUGAGUUAACAGUUACAGGGCGUCACCCUGGUAAUGGGCCAAUAAAGGAGUAGGGAGUGAAUUCUGUCUCAAUAAUUAACUGAUGUGUGAGUAGUGAAGGGGUGAGAGCAGCUCUUACCACAGCAUGCAUACAAAUGACACCAAAAUCACAUCUCUUUUAAAGCAAAUUAUUAAUAAUAUUUAAUAAUUUUGUUCAAUUUUGUUUAUAUCUUCAAUAACAUUUCAAAUUGUCUCAAGAUGCUUUACAGAACCCAGAGUAGUAUGAAGCUCUACGGGUCAUAAACACGGAGCUCCAGGCUCGAGAGACAAACUUCUAAUCUAUAAACUCACAAACGGGCAAGCGCAUAUAACGUGUGCGUAGUUGUAAGGGUGUGUGUGUGACAGAGAUAAGAGGAGGAGGCAGAAUGCUGAUUUUAAGCUACAAAUAGGGCUAAGCUAAACCAGCUAAUGGAGACAUUACUGGUAGUAUGUAGUGAUGUACAGACUAAAAAGAGUGGGCAAAGGUUGAAUUGUGCGCAUACUGCCUCCUAUGGUCGAACUAGUGUUUUGUAGUCAGAUUUCCUUACAGGCCAAACCCCAGUUUGGCUUAAGGUACUUUGGUUAUCCAAAUGACCAAAUGGAGAGUCCUCAUGGUUCUGUUUUUACUAAAAACUUUGUUUUACCAAAAGUUUCUCUCCUGGUACUUGUUGUGUGUCUUGGUACUCUUGGUCUUAGUCAAGGUACUGCUCAUUAUAUUAUUACUGUAUGAUAUUAUUUCUAUCAGGAUUGUUUCUGCUAAUCAGUAAUAAAGUUUAAGCAAGGAUAA